UUCACCAAAUUCCAACCCAACAUGAACCUAAUACACUUCCAAGGUGAUGCCUUCUCGUCGGAUGAUGCUCUUCAGCUCACAAAGAACCGACUCGAUGGCCCCAUCACAAGCAGUGUUGGUCGGGCUUCAUAUGCUGAACCGGUUCGUGUUUGGGAUCGAACAACUGGGAAGCUCACAGACUUCACCACCCAUUUUACCUUUAUCAUGAAAGCCGUUGCUCCCACACAAUUCGGUGAUGGGAUAUCCUUCUUCCUUUCGCCUUUCCAAUCUGAAAUCCCACACAAUUCAACUGGUGGGUACCUUGGUCUCUUCAGUCCAGAAUCUGCAUUCGAUGAUACCAAUAAUUCCAUAGUUGCGGUUGAGUUCGACAGCUUUAACAACACGUGGGAUCCAAGCUCGGACCAUGUCGGAAUCAAUGUGAAUUCCAUUGUAUCAGUUGCGAAUGUUUCCUGGAGGAGUAGCAUGAAGCAGGGGAGAAAAGCUAAUGCUUGGAUAGAAUAUAAUUCUACCACAAAAAAUCUGAGUGUGUUCCUUACUUAUGCUGAUGAUCCAGUUUAUAUGGGUAAUUCUAGCGUUUGGUACAUCAUUGAUUUGAGGGAAGUUUUGCCAGAAUGGGUCUGUGUUGGAUUUUCUGCUUCUACAGGUUAUUGGGUUGAAUUACACAAAAUCCUGUCUUGGUCAUUCAAUUCAAGCUUGGAAGGUGAUGAUAAGGUUGGGAAAAACAACAAGGUUGUUUUGGGGGCUAGUUUAGGUGUCGGUCUUGGUUCUCUUAUUUGUGCUGCUGGAUUGUUAUGGUUCGCCAUUUGGAGAAAGAAACAUUACAGGAAGAAGGAAGUAGAAGGUAAAGGCUUGGAAGCUUCCAUUGAUGAUGAAUUUGAGAAAGGAACAGGACCGAAGAGAUUCACCUACCAGCAACUGAGUCAAGCAACAAAUGAUUUUUCUGAAGCAGGAAAGCUAGGAGAAGGAGGAUUUGGAGGUGUUUACAAAGGUCUUCUCACAAACGAAAACCUACAAGUGGCUGUGAAGAGAGUUUCAAAAGGAUCAAAACAGGGGAAAAAAGAAUACGUAUCAGAAGUGAGAAUCAUCAGCAGGUUGAGACACAGAAACUUAGUCCAACUCUUUGGGUGGUGCCAUGAACAAGGUGAGUUCCUUCUUGUUUAUGAAUUCAUGCCUAAUGGAAGUCUGGAUUCCCACCUGUUUGGAAACAAAACCCCGCUUACUUGGACAGUAAGGUACAAGAUAGCCUUGGGUCUGGCUUCUUCUCUCCUGUAUCUUCAUGAAGAAUGGGAACAAUGUGUAGUCCACAGAGAUAUUAAGUCAAGUAAUGUCAUGUUAGACGCAAAUUUCAAUGCAAAACUAGGUGAUUUUGGUCUUGCAAGGCUAGUUGACCAUGAACUUGGGUCUCAAACUACAGUUCUAGCAGGCACAAUGGGGUACCUAGCCCCAGAAUGUGUAACCACAGGAAAAGCAAGUAAGGAAUCUGAUCUUUAUAGCUUUGGGGUAGUGGCCCUAGAGAUCGCAUGUGGAAGAAGACCCAUUGAAAUAAGAGCUGAAGAACCAGGCAAGGUAAGAAUGGUGGAGUGGGUGUGGGACCUAUACGGAAAAGGGACGCUUCUAGAAGCUGCUGAUAAGAAUCUAAACAUGGAAUAUGAUGAGAGACAAAUGGAGUGCUUGAUGAUUGUAGGGUUAUGGUGUUGCCAUCCUGAUCAAAGGAUGAGACCUUCCAUAAGACAAGUCAUAAAUGUGCUCAAUUUUGAAGGUGCUUUUCCAAGUCUUCCUCCCAAGCUUCCAGUUGCUAUGUAUUAUGCUCCUCCCAUGGAAAUGUGCAGAUUCUCAUACACAUCGUCUGGGCCCACUGCAUCAACCAAAGGAUCAUCCUCGUACUCAACAGUAUCAGGAGGAUCCAGAAAGUCCCUCUUGCUAGCACAAUGAUGACUGAUGAUA
Molecule: messenger RNA, 1944 nt
Organism: Neltuma alba
Lineage: Eukaryota; Viridiplantae; Streptophyta; Magnoliopsida; Fabales; Fabaceae
Product: L-type lectin-domain containing receptor kinase IX.1-like
Exons: 1
Coding region: 22-1932 (636 amino acids)
Biological process (GO): protein phosphorylation
Molecular function (GO): ATP binding; carbohydrate binding; protein kinase activity
Source: RefSeq, a predicted model, not a curated record